AUGUUAAGCCUAAUAUCUGAAGAAAACUGUUUAUAUGCAGCUGAAAAAUUAGAACAAUUUCGUUUGAAACCAGUCGAAACGAUAAAACAAAUGACAAAAUGUUUCAACAAAUUGACGCGAUGGUCUCGUAUAAAAAUACCUUUAGCAGAUGAUUAUUCAAAAAUCAAAGUUUAUACAUGGUAUCUCAGAUCAUUACUAUAUUUGGCAUUAAAAACUCCUGAUCGUCUUCAGUUACAACGUUUGGAACAUAUUGUACAAUUAUCAAAUACAUAUUUUCCAUCAUCAUUACCGAAUGAUAACAUAUCUAAUGCUGAAGAAUUAUUGUUUACAUGGUUAAAUAUAAUGAUAACACCAUCAUUACGAAAAAAAUUACCAGAAUGUUUUGACCAACAACAGCAACAAGAACUGCAAAAAUACGAUAAUAAAAAACCAAUUUAG
Messenger RNA from Rotaria sp. Silwood2, 438 nucleotides. The record is from the annotation of a GenBank genome assembly. NCBI's taxonomy places the organism in Eukaryota, Metazoa, Rotifera, Eurotatoria, Philodinida, Philodinidae.